AUGAACCUGACCACCGUGUUCCCCCCAGCCCAUAACGUUAUGAGUCGUGACCCAGUGAGCGAUGAGCUGCGAGCGUCCAUGACAAUCGCCUUCUCGCUGUGUCUUCACACCAGCAUCAUCACCACGGGAUGCGUCACCAACGUCAUCAACGCCAUCAUCUUCCUCAGACUGGGACUGUCCGACAGCAUCUCCGUCUCCUUUUUCUUCUUGGCAAUCUCAGACUUCGUCAUUCUCUUCCAGAAUCUUCUCGCACGCGUGUUUGGGAUCCUGGACUCGUACCUCGGCGUCAAUUUCGGAAUGUUGGACAUCCGAAGUCUGGGUUUUUUGUUAACAACAUUCGCCAGCGUCCCUUAUGACAUAACGGUCUGCAUCACGCUGUACACAGCUGUACAGAAAUGCUGCUGCGUCGUGUUCCCCUUUCGGUUUAAUCGAGUGUUUACGCGGAGCCGCAGCAUUUUCAUCAACAUCUUUAUCUACCUUGUUGUCGUCUGUUAUCACAUACCUGCGAUCGCCAGCCAACACCUCAGACUAGUACGGAACCCCUCCAGCAACUCUACAAAACUCUCCGUCUGGUUUUCCCCUGACAGAAAUCGAAACGUCGCAGCUCUCGGCCUUCUCCGAAAUGUCGUGAUUACCACGGCAGAAAUUGUCGUCUCUUUCUGUGUGAUUGUUUUCGCUUACAAGCUGAAGGCAUCUUCUCAAUUCCAUUCGAUACGUGCUAAAGGGGAAUUCCCGUCUCAGAAAGAAGAAGGUACUGUCGAUCCUGAGAUCGAAGAAAAUGGCAAAACACGUGGAAAUGAAACAGACACCAAGCGGAAAAACAAAACUGGACAAAACGGACAUCAAACGAGUAGUGGGGAAGGAAGAGUUGGAUCAUCGCGUAAGAAUCAAACAAGUAAAGAAGUCCGCGCUACACAAGCCGUCACAAUGGUGUCCACUCUGUUCGUCUCAUGCACUUUGACCUCUGUGGUCAUCAUCUACGUCAGCUUGCUGUACCCAGCGUUCUCCCCGAGGGGAGAGUUGGUCAACUUGUAUUACGUUACUGUCCAAGUCCGCCUCACUCUCAUCUUCGCCUGGCUCUCUCUGAACAUCGUUGUUUACUGCGCCUACAACACCAGAUUCCGGAACGAGCUGUUCAAAAUCUUCUGUCCUAAGAGUCAGUAG
This is a messenger RNA of Aplysia californica (California sea hare), 1164 nucleotides long. RefSeq lists its product as uncharacterized. Gene Ontology annotation, cellular component: membrane. Gene Ontology annotation, molecular function: G protein-coupled peptide receptor activity. Gene Ontology annotation, biological process: neuropeptide signaling pathway. The coding region runs from base 1 to 1164 and encodes 387 amino acids. Lineage: Eukaryota; Metazoa; Mollusca; Gastropoda; Aplysiida; Aplysiidae. The transcript has a single exon. The record is from RefSeq and is a predicted model, not a curated record.